This is a messenger RNA of Equus caballus (horse), 7360 nucleotides long. RefSeq names its product protocadherin beta-11. Gene Ontology annotation, biological process: homophilic cell-cell adhesion. Gene Ontology annotation, cellular component: plasma membrane. Lineage: Eukaryota; Metazoa; Chordata; Mammalia; Perissodactyla; Equidae. The record is from RefSeq and is a predicted model, not a curated record. Gene Ontology annotation, molecular function: calcium ion binding.
UCUAGAAAACUAAGGUUUUUAUUUUUCUCCUAGUGUAUUUCAUAGACUACCUCUCACGAUCGUAUCCACCUGUCUGUUGCACUUCCUUCAUGUGAGAACACAUACCUGCACUUCUGACCUGAUUCUAACAUUCUGUUUAAUCAUGUUAUAAAACGAUAUCAUCUAGUUCUAAAUCAUAGCAUUUAAAAAGAAAUAUUUCUCUGAUACUCUGCUCUUGAUAAAAUGAAACAUCAUUUUGUGAGUGACAUUGGACUCCAAUAAUAUCCUUGUUUUCAUACUAUUUCAUUUCCUUUAAAGACACUCCUCUUACUCAGUUAUUUUCUAAUGUCCACUUUUGCUGACAUAUAAAACAGAUCAUGUCUUAUAAUUCAAACAAAAUGUAAUAACCUGCAUGAAAAUGAAUAUAAAUAAAAAUGCUUUGAAAAUUUUUGAGAAUAUUGGUGGACCAUUGGAAAGAUAUUCACUUUUCAUUUUAUUUUGUAAAUUUAUUUUAAUCCCUACCAAUUAAAAUUAAGAAGAACUAAAAGUUAUAAAGAAAAACAAAGAUUCUUCAAUCUCCAACCUCCUGCUAGUGCUUUCUCUAGAAUUGCUCUCAAUAUUUCUAAGUAACAUGUUUAUACUGCUAUACCUUGACAUUUGGUUUUAUAUUUUAAUCACUUCUUCCUAUGGUAAAAAAGGAUUCAACAUUUUUACUUUCCAACUAACAAACACAUAUACAAACGUUGCACAUUUCUUGUCUCCUAUUUUCCAAAUAGAGUUGUUGCAGGUUUGCUUUUUUGUUGUUGUUGUUAAACUAGUAGUUUUGUCCAUAUUGCUAAGGUUACUUCACAAUAUACAUUAGUGUUGUAUGAUUACAUUUCAUUCUUGAAAAAAAUAUUUCCUAAAGCUGAUAAUUGUUGUUUUUACUUGCCUCAUUGUCUAUUUAUUUUCUAUAAUAUUCCUAUUGAUUUUUCACAUUAUCUCUUAUUUGAAUAUUAAUCUUUCUCCUUAAAUAUUAAAAAAUGUCAGAUACCUGUCAAUUAUAUUUAUUUCCUGGAGCUCUUUCAACCACAUCCCUCCAUAUCUCUGCUUCAUUUUUACUGGUUGUUCUGUAGGCCGUCACUCUAGGACUUUUAUUCCUUUAAUACUUUCCUGUGUUGGUCCUCUUUUACAAGAUCUAGUAUGUUUCUUGGUUUACUCCCUUAUUUAACUGACACACAUAUCUCAAUACCUUCAUAAAAAUGGAUGCACAGGAGGUAACAUCUUUUGAGACCUUGCCUUGUGAAGGUAUCUUCAUUUUCUUUGCGUUUAAUUGACAGUUUGACUGGGUAUAAAAGUCUAGGUUGAAUUUUUUUCAAGCUAGAUUUCCCUCCGAUUUUGGAAGGAGUGUUCCUUUUACUGAUUGCAUACACAGCUGCUAUUCAGAAGACUGAUUCCGUUCUGAUUCCUACGUCUGUUAAUGUCAACACCUUUUUUCAUCAUGGAAACACUGGAAACUUUUCCUAGUAUUCUGAAAAUACUUUCAUGUCAGCUAUUUAUUUAUUUAUUAAUCUGGCCAUAUGGGUGUACCCUGUUAGUGUUUAGACUCUUACUUUCAGUUCUGAGAAAUUUUCUUGUUAUGUUUUCAUCAUAAUUUCUCCCUUGAAUUUUCUACAUUUUCACUUGAACCAGAAUCUCAUUAGGGAAAUGAUGACUCUCCUGGACUGAUUCUCAAAGACUCUAAUUUUUUUCCUUUCUUAUUUUCUCUUUGUUUCUUGUUCUAAUUUUUUGGACAAUUUAGUUUAUCAUCCAAUCUUUAUAUUUAAGUUAUUCUUUUUGGCUGACAAAUACUUAUUUUUAAGAGCCCUUUUGGUUGUCUGAGUGUUUUUCACAGCAUCCUGUUAUAGAUUUGUAAAUGUAGUAUCUUCUCUCAUCUAUAAUUCAUCUCUUUAUUUUUUUGAAAUGCAUUAUGCAAAAAAUGCAUUAUGCAGUAAAAACUACUAUUAUACCUAUUUUAAAAGUGAGAGUGAAUCACAGAGAAGUUAAGAACUUGUCCAAGGUUAUACAGCUAGUAAGGGGCACAUAAGCCUUAAUCCAUUCUUUAUCUUACAAUAAGAAUACAUACUUCAAACAGUUACUGUUAAGAUUAAAUGGGUAAACACUUAAAUGUGGCGCUUAGAACAGUGGGUAGCACAGAGUAAAUACUCAAUAAGUAUUAGCUCUUAUCAGAUUUUACUACUCUAAGGAUAUUAAUCAGACAUUUUUGAAGACUUUCUUCAGUUUUCUCUAUUAUAUGUGUUUCAUCCUGUUCCUUUUGUUUUGUUUUCUGGUGAUAGUGGUUUUGGCCUUUCUAUGUCGUGUUGUAGGCAUUUCUUCAAACGUCUUGUGAUCCUCAGCUGUCUUCUCAUAUUUAAGAAUGGUGAGAUAUCAUAAUGUCUAUAGUCAGCUUUUUGUGAGUACACGAGGCCUGUUGAUGGCAGGGCUUCACUUUAAUGUAACCAUGCUAGGAUAGGACUGUUUCCUUGGGAGACCCCCGAAAACAAGUAUGUGUAAGUCUUUAUCUGAUCCUUUCAUAUUUUCUAGGUUAGAAUUCUACAAUAUCUUCUGUGUGGGGGCGAGUGAGAGAGGAAGUCAGGCAUAUACCUUGUGCCCUUCAAUCGGAGAGUAUUGCAUGGGAAGGGGCUAGAUUCCUCACCGUUCAGGAUGCAAAUUUUUUGCUUAAUCUCAAUAUUUUUAGUUUCACACCUCACACUUGCUUUCAGCUGUGCAUAGGGUCUCCAAAACUAGAGAUAGUCCCAUUUAAUUUCUACAUAGAAUAAACUUUUCAUUCUGUGGAACUGAGUUACUGUUCUAUCUAUGUAGGAUGAUGAGAGGAUCAGAGAAUUCAACUCUCCUAUAUCCAUAUUGUCAACUAAUUAUUUCUUUUUCAGUCCUUAACUGACUUCAAUCUUGUUAUGCACUUGGUUCCUCCAAAUCUUGACCUAAAUGGGAUUAUGUGGGAUAAACCCACCAGUUUCUUGUGAAUAUCUGCAAUGCAGGAAAUUUACUUUAGACACUUCUUGGAACUGAUAACUUAAUUGCUCUUCCAUCUGCUUUCUGUUAUCAAAAGCAUGUGUGUUCAUUUGAGAAUUCUUAGUCUUUAUUACUUCAUACCAUUUUUAUCAUUUUUCUGUCAUUUUAGUGGGUAUGUUAAUGGGAGGGAAGAUAAGUGUGUAGUCAAUCCAUCUACUUUUCAUUUUCUACCAUUUUGUAGUGAUUUAUUUUUCAACCAUGUACCUAGCUUACAUUUUUACAAAUGUAAUUUGAACUUACUUUAAAAAUGCAAACUUGUUAGAUUCCUCCUCCAUCCAUUCUUGAGAGCACUUUUGAGAUCUCACAUCAUUGUGAGCUCCUAGCAUCUAUUCCAAACAAUCUCCCCCAUUAUGUAGUAACCAUGCACUUUGGUUAGAGCUGAAACCACUCAAAGCUUAAGAGGUGGUUCCAGACAGGAUUAAAACUAAGCAAAAGGCCAAAAAUGAGUCUUUAGAUUCUGGGACUAAAAUCUCUACCUACAAUUCUAUACCUUUUGAAACAAUGCUUGCUUCAGUAGCAGGCAUAUGAUCUUAGUUGCUCUAAUCAGAGUAAACUAAGUUUUUCUCCUGUGAUUGGAAAAGAGACUCUCUCUCACUCUCUCCUUCUGGGCUGAAAGAGAAAGUAGAUAGUGAAAGCUAUAGCUGGAAUAAAUCUUGGGACCCUGCGGGAAGCCGGCUUUAGGAGUAAGCCUGCUUUAAAUGAAACUAACAUGUUUGGGUACUUAUUAAAUAUUUUUUGGUAAAUUAUGAGAAACUAGAACUAAAUUUUGGAUUUAGAUAGUAUGUUCCACCCAGCAUUUUACUUCAUUUUUUUUCCCAAGUCAUAGUUCAUUGUUGUCAAGACAAUCUACAGAAAUGCCUUCUUGUGCUAUAACAACUAUCUAUAUAUGUUCCAUCUCAUGGUUAAUCCAGUUUCAUAUCCUCUGAGAGGACUCUGAAAUGACUCGUGCACACUUCCUCUUUCCCUUACCACCUAAAGAAGGUCAAGUAGUGAUAGAAUUUUGUUCAGUUUAACAGUCAUUUCUACUCUCCUUGUUUCAGGCUUUCAAUCUUCUCAGAAAGAUUCCAAGCUACUGAGGGCCAGGAAUCACUUCUUGUGUUUCUGUAUUCGCCACAACCGGGCACUUUGGAUUGUGGAGAGAGUGGGGAGGGAUAUUUAAAUGCUUUAAAACAAAUACUAACAGCAUCAGAAACUAUAAAGAGUAUAAAACAAUUCUUAUGGAAGAUAGGAUGUAUUUGUAACUACGUAAACACAAUGAAUAAAACAGUAUUUGUUUCUGAAGGACAUUUAUGUGAAUGGAAUUUAGGCAGCUUUAAUCAAACUCUGAAAAUCUGUGGAGACGCAUGGUGGCGCUGCAGGAUAAUAUCGUGGGGAAAAAGAGAAAAAAAACACAUUACGCUGGAUGAUGGUCCGGAAACUGUUAUCCAGUGAACACAGGGCGUUGGGAAGACAGAAAGAACAAGCCUUCAAGGGGCAAACUAGAAGCUAUUCAACGGGGUCAAAAUCCUUAGGCUUCCGAAGAUUUGGUGGACAUAACCGAGGCACAUUUGCCAGAACUGCGAAGUGGAGCUCAAACGAUUCUACAGGAAGCCUUUGGGAAAGGAGCUAUGGAGAACGGAGGGACAAGCACUCUGCGGAUAAGGCAAGUCCUGCUUCUCUUUGUUUUGCUGGGAAUUUCUCAGGCGCGCUCCCAGUCUGGGCGCUUUUCAGUGGCAGAGGAGAUGCAGAGCGGGAGCUUUGUAGGCAAUUUGGCAAAGGAGCUGGGACUGGAAAUGGGUGAGCUGUUUUCUAGGGGGGCUCGGGUGGUCGCUAAUGAUGACAAACAGCGUUUGCAGCUGGACGUAAACACGGGGGAUUUGCUCUUAAGCGAAGUGCUAGACCGGGAGGAGCUCUGUGGCUCCACGGAGCCCUGUGUGCUGCAUUUCCAGGUAUUAAUGAAAAACCCCGUGCAGUUUUUACAGAUUGAGCUCCAGGUCAGGGAUAUAAAUGACCACUCUCCUGUCUUCUUAGAAAAAGAAAUGCUGCUAGAAAUCCCAGAGAAUAGUCCUGUCGGUGCCGUAUUCUUACUAGAAAGUGCGAAGGAUUUAGAUGUAGGAAUCAAUGCUCUAAAAAACUACACAAUAAGCCCCAACUCUCAUUUCCACGUUAAAAUGAGAGUCAAUCCAGACGAUAGGAAAUACCCAGAGUUAGUUCUGGACAAGGCACUGGAUUAUGAAGAGCAAUCUGAGCUCAGCUUCAUCCUCACUGCUCUGGAUGGCGGAUCUCCGCCCAGGUCUGGGACUGCCUCUGUUCGGGUGGUGGUCGUGGACAUUAAUGACAACUCCCCUGAGUUUCAGCAGCCCUUUUAUGAGGUGAAGAUUCCAGAGAAUAGUAUGCUAGGCUCAGUGGUUGUCACUGUCUCAGCUUGGGAUUUAGACUCGGAAAAAAAUGGGGAAAUAUCCUAUACUUUUUCCCAUGCCUCAGAAGAGAUUCGCAAGACAUUUGAAAUUAAUCAAAAGUCUGGAGAAAUUAGUUUAAUGGCACCCUUGGAUUUUGAAACAAUUGACUCAUACUCAGUAAUCAUUCAAGCCACAGAUGGUGGAGGCCUUUUUGGAAAAUCAACAGUCAGAAUUCAGGUGAUAGAUGUGAAUGACAACGCUCCUGAAAUUGCUGUGUCAUCAAUUACCAGUCCAAUCCCAGAAAAUUUGCCUGAGACCGUGGUUAUGGUUUUUAGCAUCCGAGACAGAGACUCUGGGGACAAUGGGAGGAUGAUUUGCUCCAUUCCAGAAGACCUCCCGUUCACCCUAAAAUCUUCAGUGGAGAAUUAUUACACAUUGGAAACAGAGAGUCCUCUGGACAGAGAAAGCAAGGCCGAGUAUGACAUCACCAUCACUGUCACAGACAUGGGAUCCCCCAGACUGAAAACCCAGCACACCAUAACCGUGCUGGUCUCCGACGUCAACGACAACGCCCCGGCCUUCACCCAAACCUCCUACACCCUCUGGGUCCGCGAGAACAACAGCCCCGCCCUGCACAUCGGCAGCGUCAGCGCCACGGACAGAGACGCAGGCGCCAACGCCCAGCUCACCUACUCGCUGCUGCCGCCCCAAGACCCGCACCUGCCCCUGGCCUCCCUCGUGUCCAUCAACGCCGACAACGGCCACCUGUUCGCCCUCAGGUCGCUGGACUACGAGGCCCUGCAGGCCUUCGAGUUCGGCGUGGGCGCCACGGACCGCGGCUCGCCGGCGCUGAGCAGCCAGGCGCGGGUGCGCGUGCUGGUGCUGGACGCCAACGACAACUCGCCCUUCGUGCUGUACCCGCUGCAGAACGGCUCUGCGCCCUGCACCGAGCUGGUGCCCCGGGCGGCCGAGGCGGGCUACCUGGUGACCAAGGUGGUGGCGGUGGACGGCGACUCGGGCCAGAACGCCUGGCUGUCGUACCAGCUGCUCAAGGCCACGGAGCCCGGGCUGUUCGGCGUGUGGCCGCACAACGGCGAGGUGCGCACGGCCAGGCUGCUGAGCGAGCGCGACGCGCCCAAGCACAGGCUGCUGGUGCAGGUCAGGGACAAUGGCGAGCCGCCGCGCUCGGCCAGCGUCACGCUGCACGUGCUGCUGGUGGACGGCUUCUCCCAGCCCUACCUGCCGCUGCCCGAGGCGGCGGCCGAGCAGGCGCGGGCCGACCCGCUCACCGUCUACCUGGUCAUCGCGCUGGCGUCGGUGUCGUCGCUCUUCCUCCUGUCGGUGCUGCUGUUCGUCGCGGUGCGGCUGUGCAGGAGGAGCAGGGCCGCGUCGCUGGGUGGCUGCUCGGUGCCUGAGGGCCCCUUUCCGGGCCACCUGGUGGACGUGAGUGGCACCGGGACCCUGUCCCAGAGCUACCAGUAUGAGGUGUGUCUCAGGGGAGAUACCAGGACGAAUGAGUUCAAAUUUUUGAAGCCCGUUAUCCCCAACCUCCCACCCCAGUGCCCUGGGAAAGAAAUAGAGGAAAAUCCUACCUUCCACAAUACCUUUGGUUUCAAUAUUCAGUGACCAUAGUUAACUUCUAUAUCCCGUAUGUGUUUUGUUUUGUGCUGCUUCCAAACCCAUGUUAUUUCCCCCAGAUUAUGUGUACUUUAAGUUGUACUGUUACUUUAAUAUUUUUGCAUGUUCUACCCACUUUUACUUUUAAGUGAAUGUUUAUUUGUAGUUGUAAUGAAAUGGUGAUUUAUUCUCCAACCUAGGAGGUCUUAAUUUGUAAUGAAUUUGCCUCCUUAAAUAACACCACCAAGUCACUUUUUUCCAUGGCCCUCUCUCCAAUUGAACUUUCACCCACAGUUAUGUUUAUGGUAAGAUAAAACAGACCACUUUCAAAGUAU